Camelina sativa (false flax) is the source of this 1661-nucleotide messenger RNA. The record is from RefSeq and is a predicted model, not a curated record. Lineage: Eukaryota; Viridiplantae; Streptophyta; Magnoliopsida; Brassicales; Brassicaceae.
UCUUUUGUGUGGUACAAAAUCAAAAUCCAAACAAAAUUCUAAACACUUUGUGUUGUUUUUUUUUUCUCUCUCUCUCAAUCGAGAAGUCGGCAAACAUAAGGUAUUAGGUGAUGGAGAAUGAAAUUGGAGGGCUGAGGCACAUAUUGAUGACGGUCUUCCUUUCUGGCUUCGCCGAGUUCAUGGUAAUACCUGUGGUUACCGACGUUGCCGUCGCUGCCGUGUGCUCCGGUCCAGGCGACUCAUGUUCUCUGGCCGUUUACCUCACUGGUUUCCAACAAGUGACAAUAGGGAUUGGGACAAUGAUAAUGAUGCCGGUAAUUGGGAAUCUAUCAGACAGAUAUGGGAUUAAAACAAUCCUCACAGUUCCUAUGUGUCUCUCCAUUAUUCCUCCUGUAAUUUUAGGGUACAGAAGGGAUACAAAUUUCUUCUAUGUGUAUUAUAUAAGCAAGAUUCUAACCUCUAUGGUAUGCCAAGGCACCGUCGCCGUCCUCGCUUAUGCUUAUGUGGCAGAAAAUAUUAACGGCAGUAAUGGCAGUGCAAGAACAUCAGCAUUUGGUAUUUUAACUGGUAUCCAAACAAUCGCAGGACUUUUCGGAGCACUAGUUGCUCGUUUUCUACCCAUAUCUUUGAAUUUUCAGGUUUCUGCCAUAACAUUUCUCGUUAGUCUGGUGUACAUGAGAGUUUUCCUAAAGGAAAGGCUAAACGAUAAUGAAGAUGAUGAUCAUCAUGAUGGUACAUGUCAUCACGAUGAUCAUGAUAGUAACAAUGUCGGAAUGUUAGGAGAGCCGAUCCUGAACAGCGUACCCAUUAAAACACGUGUCUUUCACAAGAAGUAUUCUUCAUUGAAAGAUAUGAUCAGCUUGAUGAAGACUAGCACCAUAUUCGUACAAGCAUUGGUUAUUACAUUCUUCAGCAGUUUCUCAGAGAGUGGACUGGAGUCUGCUAUGCAGUACUUUUUGAAAGCACGUUUUGGAUUUGACAAGAAACAGUUUGCUGAACUCGUAUUGUUGCUUAACAUCGUUGGAUCUUUCACUCAACUGUUUGUACUACCAAGAUUUGCAUCUGCCAUUGGAGAACGCAAGCUUUUAUCAACAGGGCUUUUUAUGCAAUUCUUGAACAUGGCCAUUGUCAGCAUUUCCUGGGCACCAUGGGUUCCUUACUUCACCACUAUCUUUGUACUUCCUGGAAGCUUGUUUGUGAUUCCGUCGGUUUGUGGUAUUGCCUCAAGACAGGUCGGAACUGGUGAACAGGGAAAGGUGCAAGGAUGCAUAUCUGGAGUGAGGUCCUUUGGCGCAGUCGUGGGACCAUUUGCAUUGAGUCCAUUGACAGCAUUGUUUCUUUCUGAUAAUGCACCGUUCUAUUUCCCUGGAUUCUGCCUUCUUUGCGUAUCCUUGUCGUCGUUGAUCGGGUUCUUUCAAAGUCUAUUUAUUAAAAAUGUAUCUUCUCCGCCAUUGAACAAAGCAAUCAACAAGACCUCAAGGGACGAAGUGUGAUUACAAGACCACACCAAGUAUAUAAGAGAAGAGUGUAUAUAACAUUGUAGUAUGUGAUAAAAAUGUAUGAGUGUAUGAUACAUAAAGUAAUGAUAUUAUGAUCAAUAUUAUUCAAAAAGAAAGAAAAAAAAAAAACAAAAGAAGAAAAAGACGAAAUGGGAAUUUUGA